AUGAGCUCCUGAGCCCGUUCUCCCCAGCUCUCCCCGCCCCCGCCCCGGGGCAGAGCACCUGCGGGCAGCAGAAAGGGCGGACCGAGCUCCCCAAGGGGCGGCCGAUCCCCAAGAGGCGGUGGAGGCGGGGCCCUGGGAGGGAGGGGGGUGGGGACCGUCUGCCGCAGAUGCGGAGCCGGCGGCCUGCACCCGUUCCCCCGGCCUCGGAGUGUGCGCAAGCGCGGGGUGCGCUAGGAGGGGGAGGUCAAGGUCAAGGGGCCACCCGCUCCGGGCGCGAUGAGACCCGGAGAGGAGCCACGGGCGGCGGGGGGCGCCCCCGAGCUGGAGCUGCUGGAGCAGCUGAAGCUGCGCGCCGCGGAGCGCAUCGACGAGGCGGCGGGGCGGCUGGGCGCGCUGAGCCGCGCCAUCUGGAGCGAGCCCGAGCUGGCCUACGCGGAGCACCGCGCGCACCGGCUGCUGACGCGCUUCUUCCAGGGCGAGCGGCCCGCCGCCGCCUGGGCGGUGCAGCCGCACUACGGGCUGCCCACGGCCUUCCGCGCCGAGUGGGCGCCGCCGGGGGCCGCGUCCGCAGCCAGCCCGCUGCAGCUGGCCUUCCUCUGCGAGUACGACGCGCUGCCGGGCAUCGGGCACGCCUGCGGCCACAACCUCAUCGCCGAGGUCGGGGCGGCGGCCGCGCUGGGCGUGCAGGGCGCCCUGGAGAGCCUCCCCGGGCCGCCGCCGCCCGUGAAGGUCAUUGUCCUGGGAACCCCUGCAGAAGAAGAAGGUGGUGGCAAGAUUGAUUUAAUUGAAGCCGGGGCUUUUAAAAACCUCGAUGUUGUUUUUAUGGCCCACCCAUCCCAAGAGAAUGCUGCUUAUCUCCCUGAUGUGGCUGAACAUGAUGUAACCGUGAAAUACUACGGAAAAGCGUCCCACGCUGCCGCGUACCCCUGGGAGGGAGUGAACGCCUUAGAUGCUGCUGUUCUCGCCUACAACAAUCUGUCUGUGUUAAGACAGCAAAUGAAACCAGCCUGGAGAGUUCAUGGUAUAAUAAAACAUGGUGGUGUAAAGCCUAAUAUCAUUCCCUCUUAUUCUGAAUUAAUCUAUUACUUCCGUGCACCCUCAAUGAAAGAGCUUCCAGUUUUGACCAAAAAGGCAGAAGAUUGCUUCAGAGCUGCAGCUUGGGCUACUGGGUGCACAGUAGAAAUCAAAGGUGGAGCACAUGAUUAUUACAAUGUCCUUCCCAAUAAGAGCCUAUGGAAAGCUUAUAUUGAAAACGGGGAAAAGCUGGGAAUAGAAUUCAUUUCAGAAGAUGAUGCAGUUUUGAAUGUAUCUUCAGGAUCUACUGAUUUUGGAAAUGUUAGUUUUGUGGUUCCUGGAAUUCAUCCAUAUUUUUACAUUGGAUCCGAUGCCUUGAAUCAUACAGAACAAUAUACUGAAGCUGCAGGAUCACAAGAAGCUCAAUUCUAUACUUUGCGUACAGCGAAAGCUCUGGCAAUGACUGCGUUGGAUGUUAUUUUUAAACCAGAGUUGUUAGAAAGAAUCAGAGAGGACUUUAAACGGAAACUUCAAGAAGAAGAGUUUUUAAAUAAAGUUGAAUAAAAGGAAGAUUUAGGAGUCACAUAUGAAUCAUUGAGGAGAAGUGAUUAUUUUUUUCUUCAUUUUUUAUUGAAGGAGAAGGCCAUCUUUGUUUUUCAAUCUUAAAGGAAUCAAAAUUCUCUUCCUGAAAAGUGAGGACAUGGUGUGGAGAAAACACAUGAACUUUUAGCUAAAAUUAAAAUGUUCACAAAUCUGUAUUUGAUGAAAUUGUGAUCUUUCAGGAGCUGGAACAUGGUGGCAUUUCUUAAACAACCUGGAUGACACAGGGUUUAUCAGUGAUAAUAGUGUAUAAGUUCAUAUGUUGUGUAAGUAUAUUUCAAAAGGUCCAAGAGAUUUCAAAUCUUAUAUUCAGAAUUAACUCAUGAAAGAUUUUUUCCUGGUAUAGGGUGUAAAAUUGUUUUAGAAAGUAGUUUUAAAAUUCAAGUUUUGAAUUUGAAGGAGUUCAUUUUUAUGUCUGACUGUUUUGGUUUAGAGACUGUUUUUCAUUGGUAAUAAAAGGUUUUUAAUCAGAAAUCCUGUGGGGAACUCAGGUACAAAGAAUAAGCUUUAUGUUAGUUUAUAUUAAUUCUAAUAGAAAAAAUUACAGAGUCUAAAAAAUUAUUAGACUCUUCCUGUAAGU
Pipistrellus kuhlii (Kuhl's pipistrelle) is the source of this 2194-nucleotide messenger RNA. It is a transcript of the gene PM20D2, whose product is annotated as peptidase M20 domain containing 2. Gene Ontology annotation, molecular function: dipeptidase activity. NCBI's taxonomy places the organism in Eukaryota, Metazoa, Chordata, Mammalia, Chiroptera, Vespertilionidae. The record is from RefSeq and is a predicted model, not a curated record.